AUGUUGGCACUUCUGCACCGCGACCCAUCUCGCUUUAACAUAGUCUACGCCUGAUGAAGGUUGGCGAUUCUGAACUAUAAAGAUUGGCUAAGUAAAGUAUUGAUUUUUAUACGUGUAAAUGACACAAAAUACGUUACCGUGCAUUUCGAUCAAAGGCAAUGCAAAAACGAUAAUGCAACCUGUUAAAUGUUAAUUGAUUACGAUGGAGUUGCGCGAGGCCAAUCAAGUUUUCGACGUCGCGGAGGAAGAAACCACUGAAUUAUUGUCGCCGUCUCAUCGGGAUAACCUCCAAAUUGAAAGUUAUUUUAUUCGGUAUGCUAUUCAAAAGGAGAUGAUAAAUCGCAAUCGUUGUUCCGCCAGUCGUCGUUUGCUCGGUCAAACUGCCGCUUCUCAUUUGACAGAUUUUAAUCUUCUGAAUGGUAAUCAUCAAAAGGACACGACACCAUGCAUCAGUAUGAUUCACACUUCCAACGCGAACUGGCCUCCUUCCAGAAAAAGAGAAGAGGCAAGAGCGUUGGAAAAUCUACGCAAACGCGUCGAACAGUCUAAAUUGUAUAAAGCCGAUCGAGAGACUUCUGCUCCUUUCCUAUCCGAUAACGAUCAUCGUGUUACCCGACUCGAUAAUCGACCCAAACUUUUGGAAAAGAGUCGUUCGAUUUCUCUUAACGAAAAAAAACAAACGAACAUGGAAGCGAAACAAAAAGAAUUGAUGGCGCGCGGUCUCCCUAAGCAGAAACCUUUAAAAGGUGUGAAACAAAUUGUUGUUGUAGCAUCCGGAAAAGGUGGAGUUGGAAAAUCUACCGUUGCUGUAAAUUUAUCGACCGCGCUAAAAAUUGUUGAGCCAAAAAAAUCUAUCGGUUUGCUCGAUGCUGAUGUAUUUGGACCAUCAGUACCCUUGAUGAUGAAUUUGAAAAAUUCUCCUGUAGUUAAUGAUGCGAAUCUUAUAGAACCACUUUUAAACUAUGGUGUAAAGUGCAUGUCUAUGGGUUUUCUAAUCGAUGAUAAAUCUCCAGUAAUUUGGAGAGGAUUAAUGGUAAUGAGCGCAAUUGAGAAACUAUUACGCCAAGUAGCAUGGGAUCCUUUGGAUUAUCUUAUCGUAGACACUCCACCUGGAACAGGAGAUACGCACCUUUCGAUUGUGCAAAAUCUUCCAGUUACGGGUGCAUUGUUGGUAACUACGCCUCAAAAAGCAGCCCUGGAAGUAACAGCGCGAGGAGCAAAUAUGUUUAAACGAUUGAACGUUCCAAUUAUUGGAAUCGUAGAAAAUAUGAGCAAUGUUAUAUGCCCCAAAUGUAACAAUAAAAUAACGCUUUACGAUAAUGGAACAGAAACUUUUGCUCAAGAACUUGAUUCGUCUAUGAAAAUGAAUGAUAACAAUCAUACUAGCAUCCAUUCUGAUGCGAAUGCUGAAGUUUAUGACAUUCCAAUGAACGUUCUUAUUAGGCCUAUUCCUCCAAUUGUGGAUGAAAAAAAAGUUGAAAGUUUGGCAAAUACAUUGAAUAAUCCGGAAACAGAAUCAUUAGUACCACCGAUCGAUGUUUUAUGGGUUAAAGGUAGCGAAGGGGGCGAUUACUAUUACUCUUUCGGCGGGUGCCAUCGAUAUACGGCUCAUCAAAGGCUUGGAAAACCAUAUAUAAAAGCUAAAUUGAUACGAUCAACAAUGGCGGAUCUGAAAUGUUAUCUUGGUGGUUCUAUGCCAAAUUUAAAAUAAUGCUGUAACAUUUGUAUGUUGUUGCUUUACAGUUUUGCUUAUUUUAUGUAAAAAAAAAAAAAAUAAAAAUUAUAAUUACAUAUUAAGUAUAAAUAUCGAAAUAAUUAUAACAUUUCCUGUUAACGUGUACAAGUUUCAAUUUUAAAUCUUUAUAUUAUAGUUUUCGAUCAUGUUUGAAUGCAUUUGUACACAUAUUAAGUGGUUUUAUUUCAAAACAUGUAAUAAAAAUGUAUAAGAUAAUAGUUUUUUUAAUAAUACAUGUACAUUGAAUCUGUGUAAUAUAUGUUCUGAAUAAUUUAUAACAAAUAACGUUAUUAGCGUUCCUCGUACGAUAUAUUUUUAUUUUGUAAUCGUAACGUUAGCGAACUGUUUAACUGUAAAAAAAAAACAAGAAAUAAGAUUUUAUAUAAAGAUUUAUAUGCACUAAUAAUUAUCUUUAUAUAUUUUAAUAAUUAUCUUUUAUUAUUAAAGAGUUGAAAAUCUUUCGAGAGUGUCGAAACUUCUAUGUAUAGUACAUUUACGUCGAUUUAUAUGUAUACAUAUCUAAGUCGUAUUAAAUGUGUAUAUGCUGCGUGUGCAUUUUUUA
Molecule: messenger RNA, 2297 nt
Organism: Megachile rotundata (alfalfa leafcutting bee)
Lineage: Eukaryota; Metazoa; Arthropoda; Insecta; Hymenoptera; Megachilidae
Product: NUBP iron-sulfur cluster assembly factor, mitochondrial
Biological process (GO): mitochondrial respiratory chain complex I assembly; iron-sulfur cluster assembly
Cellular component (GO): mitochondrion; extracellular region
Molecular function (GO): ATP-dependent FeS chaperone activity; 4 iron, 4 sulfur cluster binding; ATP binding
Source: RefSeq, a predicted model, not a curated record